Messenger RNA from Fibroporia radiculosa, 1050 nucleotides. RefSeq lists its product as uncharacterized. NCBI's taxonomy places the organism in Eukaryota, Fungi, Basidiomycota, Agaricomycetes, Polyporales, Fibroporiaceae. The record is from RefSeq and is a predicted model, not a curated record. Bases 1 to 1050 code for a protein of 349 amino acids. The transcript is spliced from 3 exons.
AUGCGCAGCCCGAUAGUCGCGUUUUCUGUCUUUGCAGCAGCAGCAAUCUCGGUCUCCGCCACCAAUUCACUGCCCAACUCCCCUGACCUCAAUGCGACUUUGUCGGCACCUCACACACAAGCGGACCCUCUGACGCAACGUGCCGUCUCACAUCGUGCGCCCAGACACUCAGGACUCGUCGACAGCGCUGUCAAACACGCGCAAGUUCUACCUCAGGCUCCUCAUGAGAAGAGAGCUGUCGUUGCGCGCCCAGCAGGAAGGCCGGCCCCGCCUAGACCUUCCCGCCAGAAUCAUGGCGGAGGUUGCACAACCCCAAACUCAAACUCCCCAGGUGCUGAUAAUAUGAAUGUGGACAUUAGUCAUGAAAGUUCCGGGAGCUCUGAUGGGGGCGUGUCGUGCUCCAGUGACGCACACGCCGGCUCCGCUGAUAGUAUAGGCCAGAACGCCAUAUCCCCCGACGCAUCUCCCGCCUUCCGAUCAGCUAUUCUCGACGCAAUAAGUGGCACCAGUUCAGCCGGUUCAGGGGAAGGUGACCCCGUCGACCUCGGAAAGCCGUCUGACUCCGGGAGUCCUGGUGAGACCCUUCCUAAAUCUGUGCAUGAGGAACAUGCCAACGGUCACUACCCAGACUAUCCCAAAAUUUGGUCUCAGUCCCAGUCCCCUACUCCAGUGCGACGAUCUCUCAGCACUGCCCUCACUCAGGAAGAAGCUCGAAAGGAGCUCUAUGAAGUAAUGAACAGUACCGUUGUUGGGACCAGUGCCGGAACUAAGUUGGUGCGCAGAAAGGAAUAUACUGAUAACCAUCCUUUGCCCCGGACAGUCGGAGAGGAUGAAUUAUCCAAAGGUAUUGCGACCAGGCACAUUAGCAAGGGUAAGGCAUCCAGCCAAUAUUAUCGGAAGCGAACGAUGUAUAUCCAUGUCACUACAGAAAUGCCUAGUGCUCAGGGUCAGAGCCUUCGAGGAGCAGAGACUCCUGGCAUGGGAACUCUUUUGUACUCUGGAGGAGAGGCACAUUCAGGCGAAGUUGGAUCUAGCGGGGGCGGGAGGUAA